This is a messenger RNA of Penicillium macrosclerotiorum, 1581 nucleotides long. RefSeq names its product putative serine carboxypeptidase (gene cp9). Gene Ontology annotation, cellular component: trans-Golgi network. Gene Ontology annotation, molecular function: serine-type carboxypeptidase activity. The transcript is spliced from 2 exons. NCBI's taxonomy places the organism in Eukaryota, Fungi, Ascomycota, Eurotiomycetes, Eurotiales, Aspergillaceae. Gene Ontology annotation, biological process: apoptotic process; proteolysis. The record is from RefSeq and is a predicted model, not a curated record. Bases 1 to 1581 code for a protein of 526 amino acids.
AUGGAUCUGACGGCGUUCUUCUUCUUUUUCCAACAUCUCUGGUCAAUUUCCAAUAUGGUGCUGAGCCGGUCCGCGUCUUCUUCUCAGACCUCCCGCUUUGAAGUUCAUUCGCUGCCAAAUAGUCCGUCACUGCCAACCAGUUGGGCCGGCCGGCUACCAGUAUUAGGAGCAGAUCCGGGCAAUGAGAUAUUCUUCUGGUUGUUUCAACCAGAAGAUCCAGCUCGGGAUGAAGAUCUCAUCAUCUGGUUCAACGGUGGACCCGGUUGCUCAUCCCUUGUAGGGCUAACAGGCGGCAACGGACCGUUCUCAUUUAUCAGUAACUCUACCCAGCUUGAACGCAAUCCCUAUUCCUGGACCCAGCUAGGUCAUGUCCUGUACGUGGACCAGCCGGUCGGCACGGGCUUCUCGACAGCCAGCAAUCCAUACCCUGUACGGAACAAUGAGCAGGUCACAGAAAGUUUUACGAAAUGGCUCGAUGGGUUCUGGACAUAUUUCCCGCAUCUCCGCUCAAAGAAAAUACAUUUGAUGGGCGAGUCUUACGCUGGAAUAUACAUACCCUACUUCGCCGCCGGAUUGCUACAUAACCCUUCUUCACCUUCGCUCAAUAUCCGCUCCAUGUCACUAGGGGACGGGUCCUGGGCCAAUGCGGCCGCAUUGUCCUCUGUCGCCAUGGGAUCCUAUAUGCAUGCCCAUGCAACCAUGCUCAAGGUGCCUCAAGAUAUCCUAUCCACCUUCGCCGAGGCAGACCGCAUAUGUAGCUUUGAUGACGUGCUGGAGCAAGCUCAAAUCUACCCCCCGAAAGGCAAGAUCCAUAUUCCCGGAGACCCGCAAUACUUCAACUACCGGCGUCUCCAAAGCCGUGACAUGACGAACGUUCUGGAUGCUGCGUGCGAUAUUCAGCCCACCACACCGGCGCAAGUACGCUCGUCCAUCUUUAACUCUACUUGCUACGGGCCCUGCGCAACCUACUCAACCGCCACAGACUACAUGGCCGCCAUCUCCGCCGCCGGCACCGGGCCACCCUGCUGGGACGUCUACGACAUCCACCACGACUGCAGCACCGUCAACGCCAUGGCCCUGAUUGCAAAGUACUUCAGCCGCUCAGAUGUCCAAGAAGCUUUGCAUGUUCGCGGCCGUGGCAACUACACAGCCUGUAACUCCACUAUCCUAGAAACCCUCCUUGCCGCGCCGUCCGUCGUCCCGCCAGCAUACACCCUGCUGCCGUCACUGGUCACGGACUACAACAUUUCGCUGCAUAUAUACAAUGGCGAAUGGGACAUGCUCCUCAACCAUAUCGGCACGGAACUGUCGAUCCAGAACAUGACAUGGCGCGGGGUCCAGGGCUUCUCACAGAAGCCACAACGCCUGUUCUAUGCGGACGAUCCCGCCCCCGUGUCGGAUUCUCAGCGGUCCACGUCAGCUAGGGCUAAUGUCGCAGAUCAUGUAGCCGGUUAUUGGGCCUCGGAGCGUGGUGUCUCAUAUCAUUUGUUUCGGGGUGCAGGGCAUAGUGUGUUUGGAAACAAACCACGCGAGAUGUUUGCGUAUGUUCGGGAUAUCGUGGUGGGUGCGAAGGCCGACUGA